GGCGGCGGCGGCGGCGGCGGCGGCGGCGGCGGCGGCGGCGGCAUGGACCUGGAGGAGGCGAAAGAGUUCAAAGACCGCUGUUCUCAGUGUGCUGCUGUCUCUUGGGGUCUCACUGAUGAAGGCAAAUAUUAUUGCACUUCUUGCCACAAUGUUACAGAAAGAUCUAAGGAAGUUAUAAACACUGGGGCUAUUCCUAAUACUAAAAUACAAGCCAUCAACCGGGGACUUAAAAGAAAACGAAAGCUUGAGAAAGGCUGGGAUUGGUACGUGUGCGAAGGUUUUCAGCACAUACUUUAUCAACAAGCAAAGGCCUUACAGACCCUUGGAGUAGGCCCAGAGUUAAAGAAUGAAGUUUUACAUAAUUUUUGGAAGCGCUACCUUCAGAAGAGCAAGCAGGCGUAUUGUAAAAACCCAGUUUAUACCAGUAGAAGGAAAACUACGGUAUUAGAAGAUAAUCCAAGUCAUUCAGACUGGGAUAGUGAACCUGAGCUGCUGAGUGACUUGAGCUGUCCUGCGUUUGUUGAGAGUGGAGCAGAAUCUCAGCCUGCUGUCCACACUCAGAAGCCUUUCCCCAUCAUCAGAGCCUCACAGUCAGAAACGGCAUCUGUCUGUUCUGGAUCUCUGGACGGAGUUGAGUAUGCACUGCGAAAGGAGAAGGGAAUUGUGAAGAUGACUGUGCCGCGGACGCUAGCCUUCUGCUACCUGUCAUUGCUUUGGCAGAGGGAGACAAUCACUCUUGCGGAUCUUCUGAGAUUCGUUGAAGAGGAUCAUAUUCCUUAUAUAAAUGCUUUUCAGCAUUUUCCAGAAGAGAUGAAAUUAUAUGGGCGUGACAAAGGAAUCUUUGCUAUUGAGUCUUGGCCUAACUAUGAAGAUAUCUAUAAAAAAAUAAUUGAAGUUGCCACAUUUUUAGAUUUGCCACGUUUUCCAGACAUAACUGAAGACUGCUAUCUUCAUCCAAACAUCUUGUGUAUGAAAUACUUGAUGGAAGUCAAUCUCCCUGAUGAAAUGCAUGAUUUAACCUGCCACGUGGUAAAAGUGACGGGAAUGGGAGACGUGGAUUUUCUGACAUUUGAUCCUAUAGCUAAAAAGGCAAAAACUGUUAAAUAUGAUGUACAAGCUGUAGCUGUCAUUGUAGUGGUGUUGAAACUGCUCUUUUUAUUGGAUGACAAUUUAGAAUGGUCUUUGUCUAACAUUGCUGAGAAAUAUAAUGAAGAGAAUGAAGAAGAUAAGCCAUGGUUUGAUUUCAGAAAAUGGUACCAAGUUAUGAAGAAAGCUAUUGAUGAAAAAAAACAAAAAUGGGAGGAAGCCAGGGCAAAGUAUCUAUGGAAAAGUGAAAAGCCACUCUACCACUCAGCGAUUGACAGAUCAGUGGUAUAUAAAAGAAGAGAAAUGGUCGUGAGUCUACAAAAACAAUUUAGCACACUGGUUGAUUCCGCACCAACUGUGGAAAAAAAAAGCCCUUCAAGUUUUCAGUUCAGCUGGACCACGGAGGGCAGCGAUGGAACCUGUUUCCAUGGGCAUAGCCUCCAGGGCGUCCUGAAGCAGAAAGGCCAGUCCCUGACGACCAAGAAUUCCCUCUAUUGGCUGAGUACUCAGAAAUUCUGUAAAAGCUAUUGUAAGCAUGUGACAACCUACGAAGAAUCAAAUUUUUCUCUGAGUUAUCAGUUUAUACUAAAUCUCUUCUCCUUCUUGCUAAGAAUAAAGACCUCCCUUCUCCAUGAAGAAGUGAGCUUAAUAGAAAAGAGACUUUUUAAAGCAAAAUACAGUACAACAAAAAAGAAAUCUUCAAGAUCCAGGAAAGCAAGAAAAUGUUGAGAAAAAUGAAGUGGAAACUUUCUGGGGAAAAUAUUUUAAUAGUGACAGUAAUGUCAAAUUGUAAUAUAACAUUACAGAGAAUGGUGAAAAAGAGAAUUUUGUUGCAAGCAUGUACAUACAUACAAAUAUAUGUAUCAAACCGCUCAUUAAAAUAUAUAUU
This is a messenger RNA of Kogia breviceps (pygmy sperm whale), 1975 nucleotides long. It is a transcript of the gene TAF1B, whose product is annotated as TATA-box binding protein associated factor, RNA polymerase I subunit B. Gene Ontology annotation, molecular function: RNA polymerase I core promoter sequence-specific DNA binding. Gene Ontology annotation, biological process: RNA polymerase I preinitiation complex assembly; nucleolar large rRNA transcription by RNA polymerase I. Gene Ontology annotation, cellular component: RNA polymerase transcription factor SL1 complex; RNA polymerase I core factor complex. Lineage: Eukaryota; Metazoa; Chordata; Mammalia; Artiodactyla; Physeteridae. The record is from RefSeq and is a predicted model, not a curated record.